AAUGUUGUCCAGGAACAAGAACGGAGUCUUCCUAAACUGCGAAGCUCUAGGGCAGGCUUCGCCACACGGUCGACCUUCCAACCUGUGUUCAGUUGUAACUCGCCCUCCAGUACAUCCACCACGUCGCUCGCGCAGCUUCGCGAGAAAUUAACCAAAUUUACUCCAGUAAAUUUCACCAAAGUACCCGCAAGAAUCGCCGCCACCCCCGAGCUACCUAUACUCAUAGAAGAAGAAUACGACAAAUUAAGCAGCAGCGAACCAAAACGCCGCUGCGGGGUGUUGCGUAAUAUAAAGCAUUAUCAUAGCGACAGCGAAAUUCAAAUUGUUAUAAAAAAUACCAGAGAUCUUCAGCCUAUUGUCGAAGAACGUUCAGCUAACUUACUGCCAGCUUUAGAUGCUACUGCCAAUACUGACCAAUCAGCAAUCGUCGAGGCAUUCGAACAACUACACAAUAAGGACGCCCCAGUCAAUCUGGUUGAUUUGUUGGAAGAAGAGGCGCUAAACCACGAGCAAGACAAAGAUAGUGGUUUAAUAUCGGGUAAAGUUACACAAGAAAUUGAAGAGAUCGGAUAUACCACCGAUGACUCUGACGUCGUCGAUGAUACCCCUUGUUAUGACUACGAUUGGAGAAAAAGAUGCCGAAAUAAAAGUGACAAAACAAAUAAGAAUAAUAAUGAUGAAAAUGAAACUAUAAUUGAGAACACACACUUUUGCCAGCAACAGCAAGACAUAAUUCACUUAAUAAGUCUUGCUACAAUUAAGAGAAUCAGUGAAAGUCUUUCUCGAGACGAAGAUAGCGAAGAUGAUUGCUGUAUAAUCGAUGACAUAGAAAUAGUUACGGAAAAAGAAAGUGAACUCAAUUUGGCUGUUGAAGCAGAUAUUAUCGAUUGCGUCAAUUACCUAUUAGAUAAGGUCUCUAAUGAUAUUGAUACACAUGUUGAUCUACUGGUAGAACAGCAGCAACAAAUUGGUAUUUCGAGAGCUGUACAUAAUAUUGAUAAGACAAAUAAUACGUCUAAAAUACUGAAAAUGAAUAACAACACAUUAAAAUCACCCAAAGACAUAACAAACGAACUAAAUACUCCAGAAAAGAGCACUUAUCGGCAAAAAAAGGCUAAAUGUGUCAAGCCUCCAAAUAAUGUCGAAGAAGAUAGUGACUGUAAAUCCCCAAUGAAUGCCACAACACAAGUAAUUCAAAAAAAGCGCAAGCUUUAUUCACCCAAGGACGACGAUAAUGAAAACAAUGAAAUCCCUAGAUCCAGAAAAAAACGAAGACCAUCAAGUUCCACUGAAUCUCCAAUAGCGGCUUGCUACAAAGAAUUGGAGAACGCCCGCAAAUCUCGCAUAAGACUCCCUAGGAAGAGAGCCAGUACACAACCUGUAACUUCGCCUAAAACCAAGAAGUUGAACGAUAUGUUCGAUAUUAUCAAAGAUAGUGUUGUUAAUAAUGAGAAAAUAACGCUCGUCAAUAAGAAAAGUGACAAAGAUCUGUCGCUGUAUAAUAUGUCGAGUGAAAGCGAUGAUGAAUUAUUUCAGAAGAAAAAUACAAAAGUCCAAAAAUGUAUUAGUUUGUCCAGUCUAGAGUCCGUAACUAAACGUAGGAGAUCGGUGAAGCCCGUAGAUUACACUUCGUACUAUUCAUCACAAGACGAGUGCCAGAGGGUCGUAAAAAAAGCGGGUAAACAAACGAAACCCAGAAGCCGUAAAGCUAAAAUAACACAGAGGACUGACUUGAUUGACGAAAGAAUGAGAAAUGAUCAACCUGAAGUGUUAGAAACUUCCUUCGUCCAAGAAAAGGGCAAUAUGAAUGUACCCGAAGAACCUCAACCUUCGGUAAAUGUACCUGUUUUAGAAACCAUGCCUACUGGUGAUAUAUAUGAUGAGCCCAUAGUAUCGAGAAGUAAACCUCAAACACCUAAUAAACAGGAAAUAAAGACUGAGAAGAGCUUGAAAAAGAGAUGCGUAAAUCUCACAAAGCCAACUAUAACCAAGAGGAGCAAGGAAAUAAUUGCUGAUCAUUCACAUGAUGAGUCCAUAGUGUCGGGAAGGAAACCCCACACACCUAAUAAACAGGGAAUAAUCAAAAUUGAGACUGAAAAGAGCUUGAAAAACAAAUUCGACAAACUCACAAAGCCAACUUUAACCAAGAAGAGUAACGAAAUAAUUAAAAAUGUACCAACGGAAAGAGAAAGUGCAACGGUAAGCCCUCUACCUGGACUUGUGGUAGAAACAGUACCACCAAAAGAUGAAAACACUUCCUUAGACGCCAAUUUGCUUCAGAAACUCAUAAAGAUAUACACAGACUUGGGCGGCUUGAAUACGACCAGUGACACGCAACUGUCAGUCCCUGCUUACAAUCUACAAGCUGGGGAUAUACCAGAUGUAAAUUCGGAGAAAUCAAUAGAAACAGGCGGUCGAUCUCCCAUUACUGGCCAUAACGACCUUGAUGAAUCUCCACCAAAUUUGGACGCACUGAACGAGAGUUUCCAAUACAGAGAUAUAGAUGUUGAGGGCAAGAGCAAAUCCAUAACGGAGUUCCUGGUUAAUAUGAGGAGGGAGAAGUGCGCUGUAAAAAGCAUAUCGUGUCAUGAUAUUGAAUCUCAAAUUAAUCCCGUUUCUCCAAAAUCAAAAGUCAGUGCUUCAACCGUAGUUUUGACUAGAAUGUCUUCUGAAGAUAUAGAAAAAUUAGUAACUCCCACCCAAUCAAGCACCACUAAAUCAUUACCUGUAAUCGUUCUAAAGAGGAUUUCUCCUGAUGAAAUUGACAAGUGGCUUCCUAUGCCAAAAACGAAAGAUAUUAUCGAAAUAGAACCAGAGGUAGGCCCUAGAAAAACCCUAGCAAGACGAAAAUCUGUAUUAAAACCUUGUAUUUCAUGCGAAAGCAUUUACCCAGUGAAAUUAAAUUUCGAUACCGUAGAUCUUACAAACAAAACUAGUAUUAGAGACACUAGAAGUAACAGGACAGUCAGAAGCAGAACUCGAUCUUCCGUCAAAACAGUUAAAUCUCGCUCAGAUAUAGAAAAAUUAAGAACAGAAGGUGUCGAGUCUUUGGCAGAGGAAGUAAAUGACCAAGGUAUAAGCAGUCAAGAAACUGUGGGCAAAUCAGCUGAGACAAAAAAUAUAUCUAAUGAGAAGACUGUUGGGUCUACUGUAGAUCAGUCAGAAAUGGGUAGUAGUGUGGCUAGCGUCCAGAGCUGGCUAGAGAAGAAUGCAGAGGCGGGGUCAUCGAAGAAAGGUGAUAAAUCAAUAAAGAAAACUAAAGAAAUACUGUACGAAGAGGUGAUGGAGGUUUUGAACACCCGCUUGGUGGAAAUCAAUGAAAGAACUAAUGAAGCGAUGCAAGCGGCCGCCGUAAAGGAUCAAGAAGAGCUGAAAUGUUUGGAAGAAUGUAUCGACAGCCUUAAAGAGCAAAUCAACGCAUACAGGAAGAACAAAAUGGAUCGUGCUUGCUCCCUCAUACGUGCGGACGCUGAGAAAAAGGCACUAAUGGUGUUACUUCUGAAGGAGGACAUCGAGCGAGGUUUAAAAUAUUAAAUAUAAACAAAAAUUCAUAUGAAAUGAUUAAAAAAACAAACGUAGCACUUAUAUACCUACGUAAAACUUAAAUACCUUUUCAAUAACCCCAUAAAUGAUACCCCACAUUAUUUUUAUAUGAAUUUUUGUUUAUUGUUAAGUGUAACAAUAAACAAAAUAUUUUUUAAUAAAACGCUUUACAUCGCGUUGGAGUGGUGACAUAUUUUUGUGUUUCCCUCGGUGGCAAUAUUGCCGUUACUGAAUUUCGUUAAUUUAGUUAAUACCAUUUUUGUUAUGUACCUACUCGUAUAAGACUUAAGGCGUUUUAUUUUAAAGAACAUUGUUUUUAUUAAAUUUUUUCGUUGGUAGGUACCUUUUUCGUUUAUUUUAAAAAUUAUUUCAUGUAGAAAUUCGUUUAUUAUUACAUAAUUUUACCGUUAGUUAAAUUCGGCUUUUUUGUUGAUGAAUUUUAUUGAUUGUUAUGAUGUAUCUUAGAAAACAAUGAAAACAUAUGUUUUUUUUUAUUGAUGAAUUGAUUGUUAUUUUGUCUAAGUAUAUUAUAGUUGUAAGUGUUACUCAUGUAAAAGACUGAGUAUAUUGUAGUUAAAUUCCAUUAAUGAACCAAAAAAAUAAAAUGCA
This is a messenger RNA of Cydia strobilella, 4152 nucleotides long. RefSeq lists its product as uncharacterized. The record is from RefSeq and is a predicted model, not a curated record. NCBI's taxonomy places the organism in Eukaryota, Metazoa, Arthropoda, Insecta, Lepidoptera, Tortricidae. The transcript is spliced from 6 exons. The annotation marks the transcript as partial.